AUGGACGUACUCUUCACAGUCUAUUGCGCCAACGACAAAACUAUCACAAUAAUUCCUGCCUCGAUCCUAGAACCUGAAAACUCAUGUCGAAGGUACAACUCUGUAUCUGCCACUGCCGAAGAGACAGCUAGUCUACGUAAGGUUUUGCUGCCAGGCACACCACUGACAGCACCACCUCGCGAUAUCUACUCUUUCUCUCAUUUUGCUGCCUUGGUACGGCGAGACCAAAACAUCGAAAGCGAAGACCAACAUACCAUCUCGCUACCUCUCGGGCUUGCUUUCGAGAUGCUCUCCAUCCAGAACUCCUAUCACAUCACCGGACUCGUUAGCGAGACUGCUAUCCAAGAAGUCGAGGAUGCGCUAUCUCCACUCAUGCGCCCCAACAUCCUCAACAACCAGAAGCGCUAUUUUGUUCGAUUGGACGAUUGUUCGCCAAAAGACUCCGAAAGCACAAAGAUGCCCAUCUCCUCUCUUCGACAACUGGUGCUUUGUUUGCUUACUUCGAACCGCGCANAAGGAGAUUUCGAAGCCCAUGUUAUGGAGAACAGACGUGCUCACAUCUAUCUUCAUGCUUGGGACGAGGAAAUGGCAAAAGGAGUGGAGUUUCGUUGCUUUGUACCACCUACCGCCCAUCUUGACGACAGUAGAUCAAGGAUGGUUGCCAUGAGUCAGUAUCACUGGCACAUGCCGUUUCCUGUUGCUGCGUUCGAGCCUCGAGAGACUGUUGAUGUUGCUCUUACUUCUGCUGAGGAGCUCUUGAGGCAGAUCUUAAGCACAGCGACUAGUAUGGGUAUUCUUGACGAGCUCAAGAUGUGGGGCUUCACGUUUGAUGUUGUGGUAAAGAGGAGUGGGCGCGUGCAGCUGGUAGAGCUGAAUCCAUUCGGAGCAAACAGCGGAUGUGGGAGUUGUCUCUUCCAUUGGGCAGAUGAUGCGAAACUGCUGUAUGGAGGGAAGAAGGCGACUGAGAUCAGGUUGUUGAUAUGA
Molecule: messenger RNA, 984 nt
Organism: Aureobasidium musti
Lineage: Eukaryota; Fungi; Ascomycota; Dothideomycetes; Dothideales; Saccotheciaceae
Source: the annotation of a GenBank genome assembly